This is a messenger RNA of Desarmillaria tabescens, 908 nucleotides long. RefSeq lists its product as uncharacterized. The record is from RefSeq and is a predicted model, not a curated record. The transcript has a single exon. Lineage: Eukaryota; Fungi; Basidiomycota; Agaricomycetes; Agaricales; Physalacriaceae. Bases 100 to 480 code for a protein of 126 amino acids.
CUCAGCAAUUGACACCAUGGUCCAUCAGUACUUGUGAUUCUCGCCUGCAGGCAGCCGCACCUAUCUAGCGAGUCAUUGGCACCCACGGAUCUUAGUCGCAUGUUACGGACCCUGGGAGCUUCUGUAUCUAGCGUGACUCUUGCUGUUUAUUGGAUUUCGCUCGGGCCCUCCCCAAAUCGAGUACGGGCUCGGGGUAUGUUCCUGGGACCGUCACUCUGGCAAGGUGGCGAGCACGUUGUAGCAAUGCUUUGGAAUUACAGAGCACUCGUGUAUAUCCAAUUGUCGAAAGGAGAACUGAACCACCUUGCGAGGAACUUACGGUCGAACCGGAAUAUACUUCUAUCGACCCUAUCAGAAUGUCCUGUUUUUGCGCGUGUUCUGAUUAUCAGGGUAAAGGGCACAUAUUUUCGGCGCCCUUCGUGCAACUUCGCUGAGCUCGAACGGCUAGCGACCGACUCUCGUAAAAGAUUUCCAAAAUAGACGUGCUGCGAGGUCCAUGAAAUCGUAUCGAAGCUACCGCAUUCAUCAUGUGGCAGUUACGACCUGCAUGCUGUUGGAUCCAUCUUCUGUGACUCUGAACUUGGCAGACCUCCUCAUCAUCCUGCUUUCCCCCCGAAAAAUUACUUGUGAUAAUUCGAUAACUUUGGGUGCACAGUUCGCACUAUCGCCGAACUCUGAAACCCAGAAGGCUACCCAGGAAAGCGAAUAUCCCGUUAGACCUUUGUUCCAAUUUGUCAAUGUUCAAGUUUUUUGUCAUAUCCGCGAUUGAUCUUACGGGGUACACGGGCUAUCGACCAUAUCCCUUGUUCCCUUUGUCGUAAUAGCAUGACUUUAUCUUGUUUAGAGUCUGUCACUUGUUCUUUCCAUGACAAUUUAAUUAUGCUUCUCCGAACCAGUCCACGCCUUGG